UCAAAAAUUUCAGUAUAAAUGAAAAUUGUACAUAUUUAUUAUAGACAUUACGUGAAAGGAUAUUUUUUCAUUGAUUUUAUCAGUACACUCCCAUAUAUGUGGUUCUAUCCAACACGUAUCUUACCACCUGGUCCGGAUUCAAAUUCUGUAUUGCUUAUUGUUGAAUUUCUACCUAUUUUGAAAAUAAUUCGCAUACCUACAGUACGACGCAAUGUUCAACACAUCAAUGCAAAAAUUUUUGGUAUUUCUCAAACUCGAGAGACAGCAAUAUGGCUUGUUAUCUUAACAUUAUUGAUAUUCCACUGGAGUAGCUGUAUAAGUUUCGUCUUUCCUUACAUCGUUAUGCAUAUACAAGAAAAACCGAUAAAAAAUUCCGAUGUGUAUUAUAUAGUCACAGAACUUUAUAAUAAACCACAUUGGAAAGUGUAUUUAAUAUUUGUACAUAUUGGAGUAAGUAAUUUAAUUGGCUCGAGUUUCAUGGAAUUCGACAGUUUUGGAAUUUGUGAUAAAGUAAUACGAUGCACACUUUUGCUGUUCGGGAAAGGCUAUACAAUUUAUUUGAUUGUAACAAUCCUGCAAUUUUUGGAGUCAUUAGCAGAGCCUGAACUUAAAUAUCAACGAAUCAUGCAUCAAGUAAAGGAAUAUAUUCGUCAAAAAAAACUUCCAUUAUAUUUACAAGAUAAGCUUAUCUUUUACUAUGAGUAUCGUUAUCAAGGCAAUUUCUUCAAAGAAAAUGUUAUUUUUGACACUCUUUCAAGUCAUUUAAAUCAAGAAAUUUUAUUUCAUAGCAGCCAAGGUUUAAUAGAUACCAUGAUUCUUCAUAAUUUGCCCCGCAAUGUUCUUGGUGAUUUAAUAAAUUUAAUGAAACCGGUGAUAUAUCUAGCAGGAGAUAUAAUUUAUAAAGCUAGCACUGAUAGUGAUUGUAUGUAUUUUAUAGCCAGCGGAGCUGUUGUAUUAAUCACAUUCUCAGGAAGAGAAAUAUGUCACUUACACGAUGGUGAUCAUUUUGGCGAAGCUGGUAUGGUCCAUCCGGAUCGGCGUAGAGCGGAAUCUGUUAUCGCUCUGGAAGUGUGCGAGCUACUUCGCUUGCAUCGUCGUGAUUUCAAGCGUCUUUUUGCCAAAGGCUCGGAAUUUUAUCAUAGCUUGGAGCAUAUCGCCCGAGAACGUUCGCAGAAAAUUAAGAAAUUGAAUGAAGAGCACGAACGAAACUGAAAGAAUUCAAAAGCAGUUUUAUUCAUUCCAUAAUGGAACAGAAAUGCUAUCAUCGGUAGAAUAAGUCUGAUUUAAACGAACAUAAAUGUGGCAAAAGCUCCACUUUCGUUUCCCACUGGCCUAGUAAAAUCGACAUGUGCCCGAGGUCGCUCGAAAUAGCAUCCCCAUUCGAAGAGCAACAUCUAAUAGCUCCAAUGAAUUAGGGACAGCAACGACAACGAGAAAUAUACAUUGUAUAUGUAUGCAUAUAUGUGAUAAAGGGAUAUGUGUAUACAGGAUAGAAACCGAUCAAAGCCGGAAAUUGCGAUUGAUCGAGAUUAAAUGGGUUCGGAAUAAGACUAAUGCUGACUUUUAUCGAGUUUAAUGGAUGUUUGUUAUAUUAGAGCAUCAUCAUAGAAAGAAUUGCAUUAAAAGUCUGAAAUAACAACAAGAACUUAAUAUCUUCCUAAUUUAUAAA
This is a messenger RNA of Camponotus floridanus (Florida carpenter ant), 1669 nucleotides long. Its product is annotated as potassium/sodium hyperpolarization-activated cyclic nucleotide-gated channel 1-like. The record is from RefSeq and is a predicted model, not a curated record. The coding region runs from base 19 to 1212 and encodes 397 amino acids. Lineage: Eukaryota; Metazoa; Arthropoda; Insecta; Hymenoptera; Formicidae. The transcript is spliced from 8 exons.